UAAAUUGUUCUCGACGCUCGACGGCUGCAUAAUGAGAUAACUUUCCCAAUUUGGCUUAUUUUUUAAAAUCAUUUGUUCCUUUUUGAACAAAAUGCGGAGGCGACAAUUAAGUAGAAGCAUUGUCGCGAACGAACCUUUUGAGGAAAGAGCUAGAGAUGAAAGAGAUGCGGUUGAAGAGCCAUAUCCGGAGGAAAGAUUAAGUGGAUGUUCAGGAUGCGUGUAUGAUUAUUCCAAUGUUUUUGCAUUCAUGGUGAUUCUAGCAUUGUUACCACCUUUCUUGAAUUUUGCAGCUUUAAAAAGAGAAAGCACUGCCUUGUUGCCAAAAGAAGGUGAGCAGAUAGAUAUGGGAUGUGGUCAAAAGAUGUUCAUUAUGUGCAUUGGUGAUGGUUUACCUACGGUGAUACUUGAAGCCCCUACUGGUACAGCAUCAGAAGUGUGGUUUUUAAUUCAGCAGAAAUUGUCCAAAAGUUCCAAGGUGUGUGUUUAUGACAGAGCUGGUUUAGGGUUCAGUGAUCUUCCUCCUUACAAUGACAACUUUCAUGAUCCCAAAGUUGAAAACAAGAAGUUUGGUUCUCAAGUUGCUACCCUGGAACAAAUGACUUUUGAUUUGCAUCAUUUAGUUACUUUCGGUAAGCCUCUUCCUCGACCCUUCAUUUUGGUUGGUUCUGAAAUUGGUGGUCUGAUUGCAAGACAUUAUGCUUUGACACAUCCUGAGGAUGUUGUGGGCAUUGUUCUUCUGAAUCCUUUAAAUGAAGAUUUAUUUUGGAGACAAAAUGAAGAGUGGGAUUAUUAUUGGAAUUCUAAAGUCGUACCCAGACUGGGAUCUUUGGAAAUAAUGGCUUAUUAUGGUAUUAAUCGAAUAGCAGCAUUACUUGGAAAAUUGGUUGUAGAUAUACCCAAUGAGAAUGUUCCAGAUGAUAUAAAGCGUACUCAGAUAUCUCAUUUGUGCAAUCCAUAUCAUUUAAAGACUGUAGUUCAUGAGCACCUUCUCCUAAAUACAAGUUUUCAUCAAAUGUUUGAAGCUUGGCAAACCAAAUCUUUCCCAAAGAAUGUAUCUGUCACUCUCAUAAAUAGCAUGAAAUUUGAAAAAAUCCCUCCACUUGUAGAACUAUCUUGGCAACAGUCGCAACUUUAUUUGCGCCAGAGCUUGCAUCCCGUCUGCCAGCACUUCAUAACAGAUGAGAAACUUGAAAAGCUUUAUGAAGAGGGAAUCCUUGUAAGCGAGACUAAGCAGCUGGUUUUUCGGUGGAGAGUCCAAAAUGAUGUUUUUCCCACAGUUCACACAUUCAAAGAAAGGAAAAUAGCUCGUGAGUGA
Molecule: messenger RNA, 1315 nt
Organism: Uloborus diversus
Lineage: Eukaryota; Metazoa; Arthropoda; Arachnida; Araneae; Uloboridae
Exons: 12
Coding region: 92-1315 (407 amino acids)
Source: RefSeq, a predicted model, not a curated record